This is a messenger RNA of Tauraco erythrolophus (red-crested turaco), 471 nucleotides long. The record is from RefSeq and is a predicted model, not a curated record. NCBI's taxonomy places the organism in Eukaryota, Metazoa, Chordata, Aves, Musophagiformes, Musophagidae.
AUCCAGCGCAGUGCCUACGCCGUGGCCUUCGACGAGCGCUUCUCCAUCCCGCUGGAGCCGGCGGCGCUGGAGGAGAACAGCCUGCGCUUCUCCGCCUUCGGCAUCGACGAGGACGAGCGGAACGUCAGCGCCGGCGUGGCUGAGCUCAAGCUCUCCGACCUGGACCUGGCCACGCGUCCCUUCAACGCCUGGCUCUACCUGCAGGACGUGAACAAGGCGGUGGACACGGUGGGGGAGAUCCUGCUCUCCCUGAGCUAUCUGCCCACGGCCGAGCGCCUGACGGUGGUGGUGGUCAAAGCCAAGAACCUCGUGUGGACCAACGGCAAGGUGACCGCAGAUCCCUUCGUCAAGGUGUACCUGCUGCAGGACGGGAGGAAGAUCAGCAAGAAGAAGACAGCGGUGAAGAGGGACGACACCAACCCCGUGUUCAACGAGGCCAUGAUCUUCUCGGUGCCAGCCAUCGUGCUCCAG